Molecule: messenger RNA, 948 nt
Organism: Pelecanus crispus (Dalmatian pelican)
Lineage: Eukaryota; Metazoa; Chordata; Aves; Pelecaniformes; Pelecanidae
Source: RefSeq, a predicted model, not a curated record
GUUUGGAAGCUGGCAAAAGUAUCAAACUGGAGACAAAUUCACAGUUUGGACAUCACUUUCGAAUAACUUGCAAGGAGGAAAAAGUUCUCCGUAACAAUUCAAAAUAUGGAAUAGUUGAUACACAGAAGAACGGUGUGAAAUUUACUAACAGCAAACUGAGCUCCGUCAAUGAUGAAUAUAUAAAGAACAGAGAAGAGUAUGAAGAGGCUCAGGAUGCAAUUGUUAAGGAAAUCAUUAACAUUGCUUCAGGUUAUGCAGAACCAAUACAGACGAUGAAUGAUGUGAUAGCUCAAUUAGAUGCAAUUGUCAGUUUUGCUCAUGUGUCGAAUGGAGCACCAGUGCCAUAUGUCCGUCCUGUCAUUCUGGAAAAGGGGCAAGGAAGGAUUGUGCUGAAGGGUGCCAGGCAUCCUUGCAUCGAAGUGCAAGAUGAGGUGGCCUUCAUCCCCAAUGACAUUACAUUUGAGAAGGGCAAGCAGAUGUUCCACAUUAUUACUGGCCCUAACAUGGGAGGAAAGUCAACCUACAUCCGACAGACAGGGCUGAUUGUUCUUAUGGCCCAAAUUGGGUGUUUUGUACCAUGCGACUCUGCAGAAAUAACCAUUGUGGAUUGUAUCCUGGCUCGGGUGGGAGCUGGAGACAGUCAGCUGAAAGGUGUGUCUACUUUCAUGGCUGAGAUGUUAGAAACUGCUUCAAUCCUUAGGACAGCAUCGGAAAACUCCCUGAUAAUCAUCGAUGAGCUGGGAAGAGGAACUUCCACCUAUGAUGGCUUUGGCUUAGCAUGGGCUAUUUCAGAAUACAUUGCUAGCAAAAUCUGUGCUUUCUGUAUGUUUGCUACACAUUUUCAUGAACUGACAGCUCUUGCUGACCAAGUGCCAACAGUAAAUAACCUACAUGUUACUGCUCUGACCAGUGAUGAGACACUGACAAUGCUUUAUCGUGUCAAGGAAG